Messenger RNA from Trichomycterus rosablanca, 1205 nucleotides. RefSeq names its product sirtuin 3 (gene sirt3). The record is from RefSeq and is a predicted model, not a curated record. NCBI's taxonomy places the organism in Eukaryota, Metazoa, Chordata, Actinopteri, Siluriformes, Trichomycteridae. Gene Ontology annotation, cellular component: nucleus. Gene Ontology annotation, molecular function: histone deacetylase activity, NAD-dependent; NAD+ binding. The transcript is spliced from 6 exons. The coding region runs from base 75 to 623 and encodes 182 amino acids.
GGACUUUAUGACAACCUUCAAAAGAGUUGUAUCCUGGAAAUUACCACCCGAAUCUGACCCACUACUUCAUCCAGAUGCUUUAUAACAAAGGCCAGCUAUUGCGGCUGUAUACACAAAAUAUCGAUGGACUUGAGCGAAUGGCAGGUAUUCCAGCUAAGAUGUUAGUGGAGGCACAUGGAACAUUUGCUACAGCCACUUGCACAGUGUGUCGUAGGGAUUACAAAGGAGAAGAACUGCGGAAUGAUAUAAUGGAAGGAACAGUGCCUCAUUGCCCCAAGUGUAAAGGUGUCAUUAAACCUGACAUUGUGUUUUUUGGUGAAGAACUACCAAAGCAUUUUUUUCACUAUGUUACUGACUUUCCCAUGGCAGACCUACUUAUUGUAAUGGGAACAUCUUUAGAGGUGGAGCCAUUUUCCAGCUUAGCUGGAGCUGUUCGAGGUUCUGUUCCUCGCUUGUUGAUAAAUCGUGAUCUGGUGGGACCGUUUGCUUAUGGGUCACGGUAUAAUGACGUGUCCGAGCUGGGUGAUGUAGUGAGUGGGGUGAGGAUGCUGGCAGAAUUAUUGGGCUGGAUGCCUGAGCUAGAGGCUAUUAUACAAGCUCAGAAGGCUUCAAGGAAAGACUAAUGACUUUUGGGACACAAGAGACCAGCUUCAUUACUGGCAUUCAUAUUUAGUGCACUGACAUUAAGCAAAACUGGACAGAAUAGCUACCCGCCGCUUUUGUAAUGAGCAUAAUGGCACACUGCACACUGUUAAGACUGUGAUGAACACAUUGCUCUAUCGCACAGCACUUUUUCUGUUGCUUUAGGCCUUGAUAUACCCCUCCAGUAGUAUUAGGGAAUGGCUUAUGUGUUAAUUAGCCAGUCAAAAUAAUUGAAUUAUAUUUUAUGAUACUUUAGCUGGAGGUCCUGUAGUAGAGUUAUUGACAUGCCAUUAUGACCACAAGGCUCUAAAAGUUUUCAGAUAUCUUGUAUGAGGUACAUUUUCACACAACAGCAGAUUAACUUUGACAUAGUUAUUAAAGGGUCAAAUCAGAUGGCAGUGUUCUGUGAUGCCAGCCAGAAUGCCUAAGGAGAAUUUGUCUAAGAAAGUCUUUACCAAAAGCUGCCGAUAAACAGGAGAAAGAAACGUUGACCUGUGAGCCUUCCUAAAACCUGCUCAUAAGUUUAAUCCAUAACAUUGGACAUAAUUUUUCAGAAAUAGACU